AUGCCAUCGGUUGUGUAUAGCGACUCUAGCGAGGACGAAGAGGACGUCUCAGAAGACGGGUAUCCGUCAGAUGAAAUUGGCGGCAAAGGGAAUCUUAAAGGAUUUAUUGUCUAUGACGACGACGAGCUUGCCGACAUCGACGACCUAACAAAGGAGGUCUCCGCCCGUGACACGAAAGCGCGAAAACAGACUAAGCCUGCCAAACCAUGGUCGACAGGGGUUGCGACCAAGAAAUGGCAGGUAGUAAAAGGGGCCAGGGGUGCCGACCGGAAAUUGCAUUCAGUUGUUAGCCUACCCUAA
Metarhizium robertsii ARSEF 23 is the source of this 300-nucleotide messenger RNA. Its product is annotated as Ribonuclease H-like protein. NCBI's taxonomy places the organism in Eukaryota, Fungi, Ascomycota, Sordariomycetes, Hypocreales, Clavicipitaceae. The transcript has a single exon. The record is from RefSeq and is a predicted model, not a curated record. The coding region runs from base 1 to 300 and encodes 99 amino acids.